Morus notabilis is the source of this 1887-nucleotide messenger RNA. RefSeq lists its product as uncharacterized. Lineage: Eukaryota; Viridiplantae; Streptophyta; Magnoliopsida; Rosales; Moraceae. The record is from RefSeq and is a predicted model, not a curated record. Gene Ontology annotation, biological process: tRNA modification. Gene Ontology annotation, molecular function: RNA binding. The coding region runs from base 450 to 1424 and encodes 324 amino acids. The transcript has 7 exons.
AAAAAAAAAAAAUCAAAAUUCAUCCCCUCCUUUCCACUCCACCCGUUCCCUAUCCUAUCAAUCCUUCCUGCAAAACGGACCCUCAAGUAAUUGUACAAAAGGUGAAGAGACCAAGUGCAACCCAUACUUAUCAAAAUAUAUAUAUAUUGCAACCCAGGUCAUUAUUUCACCGUUGACCUCAUAUCUGGGAUGCCCUCUUCACCAUUCGAUUGAGUACCAUGUGUAUGCCCCAGAAGUGCAUACCACCCUAGACUUUUCCCAUUACUUCCAUGUGAAAUCGGAAUUCGAAGGGUUUUGAAAUUGGCGUUCCACCUGCAAAACUUGUCUGCAGCCACCAAAGUAGCGCAACAAAAGGCAAGUGAAAGAAAAGGGGCAAAACGGUGGCCAAAGAAGAAGAAACGACAACAACUGAAACAAAGACAGGGACAGAGAUUAGUGAACAACAGGAGAUGAAGCCAUGGGAGCAGCAUGGGGGAGUCAUAAUCAUACCUCGUUUUGACUACAACGCGCCUUCUUCCCUUCUCCAACACUCCCACUCCGGUUUUCUUCUCACCUGCACCAUCAAGAGGGAGAAAAGCGCUACAAAAGAAGCAAUGUCCAUCCUUGGGAAGUUUGUUGCGUCUGUAACUACUCGCACUAAAGAAGGUUCAGAUAGCUCUGAUGAAAAUUCUACUUCUAAGAGAAGGAAAACAUGCACGGAUGAUGUAGAUGGUGAACACAUCAAUGGUGAAGAAAGCAACGAUGCUGAUAACUCUGAGGACAAACCUGGGAAUCGUUCGGGAGAGUUUCCUUUAUCCUCAGCAAAGAUUGAUACAAUGGAAGAGAGAAAUUCUGUUCUUUCUCUAGUUAAGCUGACGAGGAGUGGCUUGCUUCUCUUUACCUUCACCAGAGGCACCUCUUUUGACACUGUCAAUAUUGUAUCAGAGAUUUUUCAGUCGCUGGAAUCUGCAGGUUCUAGUUCACCCCAGUGGUGUCACCGCAUCUUUCCCAUCCAAGCUACUUGUACUUUGAAUGAAAACGAACUACGCGUAGUUGUAUCACGGCUUGUUCUUGAGUUCGUGAAUGAUAAACAAAACAAGCUUGCACGGCCUUUAAAGUUCGCAGUUGGAUACAACAGACGAGGAAUCGAAGAGACUGAGAUGAAGGUCACUAAAGGUACAUCACCUGCUUCAAAUUUGUUGGACCGGAACAGCUGCUUUUCGACCGUGGCUGCCGCAGUUAAAGAUGUUGUGCCAGAUUCCAUAGUGGACCUUAAAUCUCCAGAGCUUUCGGUACUUGUUGAGUUACUACCCCUCUCUGGGGUACCGAAUGGGUCGUUGGUAGUUGCUGUAUCAGUUCUCCCACAAAAUCUAGUCAGCACAAAGCCACGAUUGUGUGUCAAGGCACUGAUUUCAAAUGUCAAAGCAAAGGGCGGGAAGCAUUAAAGGCGGGAUUAACCGAUAUGUUUGGGGUAUGUUUGCAGUAAUAAAAAGAUGCUCGAAGAGUUAUUGUGAAAGUGGGAAUCCGAAUCUCGUCAGUCGACAAUUUUGUUUUCCAAAGUCGCUUGUAUUCAGUCGUUACAUUUAGUUGGGAGAUGGAUAAAACUAACCUUUGACAUAACUGUUAUACUUUUUUGUUUUUGAAGUACAAUAACUGUAUAUAAUAAAUUGAUAUCAGCAAUAACCUUAAAGGGGGGUUUGGUAUAAGGUAAUCUUAGAUGUGAGAAUGAAAAUCUGUCAGAUUCUCAUGUUUAGUACAAUUAUUAGGGGGCGUUUGGUAUGAGGUAAUCUUUGAGUGGGAAUGAGAAUCUUCUCACAUUACUAUGUUUAGUACAAGAGUUCUAAUUUUUAUAUUCCCAAGAAUAUCAAUCCCAUGGGAUUCAUUUUACCCGAAAAUGGGAUAAUUUGA